Molecule: messenger RNA, 4628 nt
Organism: Pleuronectes platessa (European plaice)
Lineage: Eukaryota; Metazoa; Chordata; Actinopteri; Pleuronectiformes; Pleuronectidae
Product: X-linked retinitis pigmentosa GTPase regulator
Exons: 14
Coding region: 87-3686 (1199 amino acids)
Biological process (GO): visual perception; ubiquitin-dependent protein catabolic process; protein ubiquitination
Cellular component (GO): photoreceptor outer segment
Molecular function (GO): ubiquitin protein ligase activity
Source: RefSeq, a predicted model, not a curated record
GCAUUUCCGGGUUGUCGGGAGUCGAAAACAAGAGGGGCACCAACGCGCCCGGGACACCGAGCAAAGCGGAUUAAAGUCCAGCAGAGAUGGCGGGGGAGGCCGAGGACGAGAUACCAGAGUCGGGAGCAGUUUUUACUUUUGGGAAGAGUAAAUUCGCCGACAACGUCCCCAGUAAAUUCUGGCUUAAAAACGACGUCCCACUCAAAAUCGCCUGUGGGGACGAACACACCGCCUUAAUAACGGAAAAUGGGAAACUCUUCAUGUUCGGCAGCAACAACUGGGGCCAACUCGGUCUGGGAUCCAAACUGACUGUGAACAAGCCGACGUGUGUCAAAGCUCUGAAGUCUGAGAAAGUCCAGCAUGUGGCCUGUGGAAGAAACCACACCCUCAUCUGCACCGCUCAGGGAAAAGUCUACACCUCAGGCGGGAACAGCGAGGGUCAGCUGGGGCUCGGCGACUGCGAGGAGAGGACGGCGUUUCAGCGGGUCCACUUCCUCGAUUCGCACGGACCAAUGAAAAUGCUCGCUGCGGGUUCAAACACCUCGGCUGCUCUCACAGAAAGUGGUAAACUCUUCAUGUGGGGGGACAACGCUGAGGGUCAGAUCGGUUUGGGGAAGGAGAGUCACGCCACCACGCCGCAGGAAGUCAGCGUGGGAGAACCAAUCAGCUGGGUGUCCUGCGGAUACUACCACUCUGCCUUAGUGACGGUUGAUGGAGACCUCUACACGUUUGGAGAGCGGGACAGCGGCAAACUGGGCCUGGGCACCGGCCAGCUGCCCAGACACCGAGUCCCCCAGGUGGUGAAGAGCAUCAAGGAGCCGGUGACACAGGUGGCCUGUGGGGGUGGACACACUGUGGCGCUAACAGAGGAAGACGUGUACACGUUCGGCCUCGGCCAGUUUGGACAGCUCGGUCACGGGACGUUUACAUUCGAGUGCCGGAUGCCGCGUAUGGUCGAACACUUCAGGAAGGGACGGGUCCAUCAGGUGGCCUGCGGGGAGAAUCACACUGCACUGGUCACUGAUGGGGGUUUGCUCUACACAUUUGGAGAUGGCAGACACGGCAAACUGGGCCUCGGAGACGAGAACUUUACCAACCAGUUCAAACCAACUCUGUGUCCACGCUUCCUCAAGUACAACGUCCAGGCAGCCGUGUGCGGCGGCUGUCACAUGGUGGUGUUGGCUCAGCCGAGGGAUCAGACCUGCAGCGAUGUGACUCUGGAGGAGGACGACGUGACGGAGGUUUACCUGGAGAGGCCGUACGUGGAGCUGCUGGGGGACACGGGCGACUCCUCCACCCUGCAGAGGAGCCUCUCUGCUCGGGUUCGCCGGAGGGAGAGGGAGAGAUCUCCAGAACAGUUUGGUACCAUGUUCCGCACUCUGCCCGCCAUGACACCCGGCUACCUCCAGCCGCCGCUUCCCGUCUCCAGCCACACCAUUCCGCCCAGACUGCCUCCGCCCGAGCUCACCCACAGAAAGGUGCUCAACGGCGCUCACCGACACGGGAGCACAGGGUCAAACCUCCAGGGGCAGACAGAGGGCGAUACAGACAGCCUCGUGGAGAGCCUGACCGACACCGACAGCGUUAAAGGUCUGGGAGAAACCACAGACUUCCUCAACAUGACGCAUGUGAUGAAGAUGGACCCCAGUGAUAAAACACUCACUCUGUCUCCAGUCCAGAAGAGGAAGGGUAAGCAUGGUAAGACCACUGCAGGACAGAAAGAGAACCUAACGAAGAAGAGAAACCUCUCGAAGCAGAGCAGUUUCUCUUCGACUCCCCCAUCUCGUAGGAGCGAGACUGUCUCUCCUUGCCAGGCGUUGCCCUCAGAGCUCUUGAGGAGCCGCAGUGCUUCACAGAGACAGAAGACAGCAAACCCGAAUAAAGAGAAUGUGAUGGGGGAGCUGGAGAGGAAACCCAGUAAAAACAAACCCCUGAAUGUAGGGGAUAAGGGGAAGGCAGCAUCUAAGCAGCGACCCAGGUCAGCGCAGGGUGAAAGCAAGAUGAUAGAGGUUGGCAGGAAGCAGGUUCCAGAGUCGAAACAAAGUCCAGUACCAAAAGAGACAGCUCCAGGUGUUGGCUCUGUGGCCAAAGGUAAACAAGCGCAGCCGAAACCUUUAACAAGCAAACCGAUAAUCGUGCAGAGUCAUCAAGCGGGAGUUGGUUUGCAGAGUAAACGCAGACUUAAGGACUCGUCUGGAUUUCACCUGAGUGACGCCAUGGAAGAGGAAAGCACGAAAAGCGUUCAACUGGUUUCCGGGACGAAAGGGCGCCCCAAAGCUAAAGAGGUCCCCGACUUGUCCAAAAAAUCUAAGAAUGAGAAAAACAAAAAAGAGGCUCAGUCAGAGUCGCCAGGUCUCGGUCUGCUCGCUGCGACCGCCUCACUCGCAGCCGGAGCAGUGUUAGCACAUGAGGUGGCGUCCAGAAGCCAGUUUAGCUCGCUGUCAUCAUCUGAGAGCAGCCAUGGUGUCCUGAAAGACAAUUCCAGGAAAUCAAGAAGUGAUCAAUCUGCCGAUUUGAGCCACAAAUCCGCGGUCAGCGUCAACAUUAUACCCGUGUCUGAGAGUCCUGAGGAGAGGACGAGUCAGGACGAGAAGGGGACGAGCCAGGAUGAAAGUAAGGAGGGGAGCGACGAGCAGACAAACUCUGCAACAGUCAAACAGGAGGAGGAGGGGGAUGAAGAUGAGAAGGGGCAGAGAACGAGUGCAGACAUAAGUGAAGAAGAGGAGGAAGAGAGCCAGAGUAUCGAGAAAGUCACAGCAGUUGAAGAAGAUGAAGAAGACAGUGACACUCUUCAACCCGAAGAUGAAUCGGAAACAAGCAGGGAUGAGGCGGAAGACGAGAGUGCUGCUGAGGAAGAGGAGGAGGAAGAGGCAGGAGGGAGUGAAAGUGAAGAUGAGACUGAAGAGAAAGACAGCAAAGGAGUUGAUGUAGAGGAUGAAGAGGAAGACGAGGAAGCCUCAAGUCAGGAGACAGAGAGCAGGGGAGGAGAGAGUGAAAACGAGGAGGAGGAAGGUGAAGCAGAAGAAGAGGGGGAUUUAGAAAGCGAGGUUGAAGAAGAAGAGGAGGAUGAAAGUGAAUCUUUAAAGUCAUCAGAAGACAGAGAAGAGAGUGAGGUAGAGAGUGCGAGUGAGGGAGAGAGUGCGAGUGAGGGAGAGAGUGAGGAUGAGGGAGAAGAGGAGGAGGAUGAGGGGGAAAAGGAGAGUAGUGCCGAGGAGGAAGAGGAGGAGAGUAGUGAGGAAGAAGAGAGCGAAAAUGAGGCAGAAAGUGACAAAGACAAUGACGAAGAGGAAGAUGGUGAUAGUGAGGAGGAAGAGGAAGAGAGUGCUGAGGAAGAGACGGAGGAGGAGGCAAAAGAGAGUGAGGAGGAGGAGGAGGAGGAGGAAGAAGAAGAAGAAGAGGAGGAGGAAGAGGAAGAGGAAAAAGAGAGUGAGGAGGAGGAGGAGGAGGAAGAAGAGGAAGAAGAAAAAGACAGUGAAGAGGAGGAGGAGGAAGAAGAAGAGGAGGGGGAAGAAAAAGAGGAUGAGGCUGAUAGUGAAGAGGAGGAGGAGGAGGAGGAGGAAGAGGUCAAAAAAGUCAAAAGUGCAAAAUCUACAAGUAAACCCAGGUCAGGGGGCAAAGGUGAUGCAGCGGGGGAGGAGGAGGAGUUUUGGGGCGAUGUUCUACCUCAGUACCUCAACCUGAAAUAACCCGGAGCUUUAAACUCAUCAUUUUAUUUUUAAUCAACCUGUCAAUUAUUUUUUCAAAUUAAUGUUCAUUAGAAAUGUACAAUAGAAAAUAUGAUCCAUCCUUCAUCUUAAGACCUGGCCCAGUGGAGAAAAUCUGUAGUUUUAAUCCCGAGUUAUUAUAAUACAGCCCUUAGUGUAAUAUAAGUGUUGUAAAGUUGUGUUUUAUCAAAUGGCAUUAGUAGUAUUUCAAGUAUUUCAGAAAACACAGAAAAGCUUGAUGAAGUCAGUAUCAAUCCAUCAAAGUACUACAAGGCUGCAGCCACUGACAAGUAUUUUCUUUAUUAAUUGAUAAAUUGGUUGAUGUUGAAUCUAUAAAAUGCCAGAAAUAAGUUAUUCCAUUAUUCCAAGAAAUUUGGAUUUUAGAAAUCUUCAAAAUUUUCUUGCUUUAAAUUUUUUUGCCAAUAAGCUUUCUAUCAAUUGCCUAAAAGUUGUAUCAUCUAGUAAUUUCAGCUCAAGUCCUGAAAUGGUUUGUUGGUGCCGGGGGAAGUGAAACUGACAUUCGUCAUUAGGGGCCCGAGAACACAUUUCUUCCCCAGGAAACUUCCAGAUAAUAAUAAAAAAAUGAAUCUGCUUUAGAGCUGGUGCAUGAGGCGUUUAGAGUUUGAGUCCGAGCGUCGCCACAUCCCUGGGCUUCCUGCUGCUGGUGUCACUUCUCACACACUGUGCCUUUCUUCUGACCUUUCUUUCUAUUAAAUCAUCUCAUUCAUUUCUUUAAAAAAAUGCAUUUCUAUCUCUGUCUUUGAAAGUGAUCAAAUGUGUCUUGUGAAUGCUUUGUUUACUUGUCUUUGGAAGCAUUUUGUUUUUGUCUGUUAUAUUUGAUUCAGUCCCUGAAGCGGUGAUUCUUCACACACGGUGCCUUAAUCUUUGGCUAAGAAAAAGAUUUUACACAUACACGCAAAACAA